Messenger RNA from Fusarium coffeatum, 1317 nucleotides. RefSeq lists its product as uncharacterized. The record is from RefSeq and is a predicted model, not a curated record. The coding region runs from base 1 to 1317 and encodes 438 amino acids. The transcript is spliced from 5 exons. NCBI's taxonomy places the organism in Eukaryota, Fungi, Ascomycota, Sordariomycetes, Hypocreales, Nectriaceae.
AUGGAGCAACAAAACGAAAAGGGCAAACACAAACUGAGCCCUCAAACAGACCCGGCAGUCACUAAGAAAAGUCGACCUACAUGUUUUGUCGAGACUCCAGGAGGAAGUCUUAGAGAAACGAAUCCUUCUACAGAUCAUCAACCCAGUAGUUCUGCUAUGGCUCCUCCCGGCUCCAAGUUGAAAGAGGCUCCAUCGCUCGAGGGCGCCGACGACAUCGAAACAGCUCAAUCUUCUUUUUCUAGCAGCUUGCCGAUUCGUCCUGCUACAGAAUCAACUCGUACCACACCCGCCAACUAUGAUCUCUCCGAGCAACACCUCAGCACACUGUCCGUUCGCGAGAAGCUCCGCAAGGGUAUCGCCAUGAGCUUGGCCAACGAUGUGGUCGCGGAUACCGUUCCUGGAAUGAUGAUAAACACGGAUAUUGAGCAUCACGUGGAUCCCAAACUCACCUCCUACCAAUUCCGCGGUCGAGGCACCGAAAUGGUUAACCACGAACUAACAGCAAGAGUGACUGAUGCUUAUGAAUCCAUGGAGACCAGGGGAAAGAUGGCUCAACACAGAAAUGAUGGAAUACCUCAAGCGAGAAUAGCUGGUGCGCGGCUUCAAGCUGUCACUAGAACUGCCAACUACAACCCGUUCAAGCCUUUCACUUACGUUCCGAGUCCCCAUCCAAACAAUACCAUUUCCGAAGCCGAACAAAGGGAAGGACUGACAGCUUGGCUCGAGUCAGCUUGCCGUCGUUUUGGGUACAAAACCCUGGAAAUUGAUCGCCUUUCUUUCAGGCAUGACUUCCAACACAACGAGCUGACACUCAUGGAACGUGGUAAUGACUUUUGGGUCGCACCUAACGAAUCGUAUUCCAGUCCUGUGUAUAUCGAUACUGCCCAUGAAGGUAGCAUCACUUUGUAUGAGGCGAAUAUAAGUUCUUGUGGACAUCCCCCAGAAGUACAAAAAUGGACUUGGUUCAAGAUCACCAAACCGUUCAGUAGAGGAAGGCCGAGGGGGGUUGGAGACGUGGUCAAUUCCGGCAUUACUUUCGCUAUCCCCACGGCCAAUAUUGAGAAGCUCGUACAAGAGUGGAGGUUUAGCACAAACGGCAUCCCUACCUUUACCACACCACAAGCCAUGGACGAAAAGAAGUUUUGGGGGUGGGUGCAGAGGCUCAUGGGCAGCAAUGCCUGCCUCGUUGAAGCUAUCUCCAAGAAGGGAUGGGUCCGAAUCGACCCUGAACCGCAGCAGAGCGAAGGAAGUGACAGCCGGGCACCCGGCCGUCGAGCUGCGGCCCGAGGAGCAUCGGGGCUACGAAACGAAGUUUAG